Tetranychus urticae (two-spotted spider mite) is the source of this 4637-nucleotide messenger RNA. RefSeq lists its product as uncharacterized. Gene Ontology annotation, biological process: regulation of transcription by RNA polymerase II. Gene Ontology annotation, molecular function: DNA-binding transcription factor activity, RNA polymerase II-specific; RNA polymerase II cis-regulatory region sequence-specific DNA binding. The record is from RefSeq and is a predicted model, not a curated record. NCBI's taxonomy places the organism in Eukaryota, Metazoa, Arthropoda, Arachnida, Trombidiformes, Tetranychidae.
AUUCAAUUGUUUUACAUUAACAUUUACCGUCAACCAGGACAGUAAUCAUCAUCAUCUUAACAUUUAUUGUUUAUGUUUUCUUGUUCAUCAUCUUUCUUUAUUAUCAUCAUCAUCGACUCACUCUUAAUUUGUUCACUCACUUUCCAAGUUUCUCACAGACAAAUUAACAAUAAACUGGCCACUAUCCAAGUUAAUCAACUGGCGCAAUAAAUAAUAUUGACUUUUGGCUGAUCCUGUUGAAUGGCUCAUAUUUGAAGGAAUGAACAUUGGAAAUAUUUACAAUAGUUUAAUAUUUUGCUGAUUUUUUUCGUUUCUUCUGGUCAUCUGUAACUUGGCAAUUACUUGAUCAACCAACUGAUUUGAUAGCAAUUUAAAUUUACACAACGGCGUCAACAACGGUUCCACCAUUAAUCACGUCAACGACGUCAACAGAAAGGGAAAAGGUUACGAGGAUAAAGUACGGAUAGGACAAGGAGAGACGGUCAAUUGAAUCAACUGUUGCUGGAAAUAAUCACUUUUAUUUUUGAACAAUCAAAAUGAUAAUGGAUUUGAUCCAUAAGCAAUUUAAUGCUGAUGUAAUUGAUUAUGGUGUUGGUAACACGUUUGGUACCAACAUAGUCAAUAUAAUUGGUAACAGUAUAAACGGUGAUUCGGUUAAUCAAGGCACUCAGGUUAUUACACCUAACAAUGGUUCUGGCAAUUUAACUGAACAUGCUAAUGGUGCAACCAAUUUGGACAUUACUUUGGAUGAAAUAUUUUUACAAUCUUAUUACAAUGAACCAUUCUUUGAUGAUCUGGAUAAAGAACCUGCUCUUUCUAGAUUUGAAUUAGCAGGCUAUUCUUGUGAAGAUCCAUUGGCUGCUUCAUCAUCAUCGUUGACUUCCUCAUCACCCUCAUCAUCCUAUUCUGAUUGUCAUUCACCUAUAAAUGGAACCAUGGCUAAUUAUUAUGGUGAUGAGGAUUUUAAUGCUGGAACCGGUGACUAUUUGGUUCUCGACGAUGACCGUGAUCUUGUUGUUCUUGGUGUCGGUUUGGAAAACCUUUCCCGAGCAUUUGGCCGAGGUGGUGAUCAUUUUUAUCACAAUGGUAAUGAAAUUGAUUGUUCCGCUAUCAAUGCAGCUAAUGUUAAUCAACAUCACCAUGUCCACCACCUUGAUAAUGGUAAUUUGUACAACCAUGUUUACAAUAACAAUGGUCAAGGAUCAUCCGAAUGUGCAAAUUAUACUUUGAUUGGUGGUUACAAUAAUAGUACAACCAAUCAUAAUCAAAAUCAUACCCAUUUAAAUGGCAACUCUAACCAGUUAUCACAUUCAAUUUAUCCAUCGACAGUAAUCAAUGGAAAUAUCAAUUAUGCUGUUCCGGGUAAUGUUAAUGAAUCCUCUUUACAAGCAACAUAUCAAGAACAGUCUAACAUUCCAGUAAUUAAUAAAAGACAGCUAAUUAAUGGUCGUACUGGCAUUCGAGCUGGACCGAGUGUUAUAAACUCUCCAUUACCACCAGUAUCCACUAUUAUGUACCACAGCAACAAUCAUGUUAAUAACAAUGGUAACAUUCCGGGACGAACUCAUGCGCCCAUUAAGCCCUUGGAGUCAACAAUAAUCAUGUCCACAAGCAAAGGAUCUCAGCCUAUUCCAGCUGCUCCUUCAGUUAACAAGAGAGGCCAAGGGCGUCGAGGUCGGGCUUCAAACUCAGUCUCUUCAUUCUAUUCAUCAUCACCCUCUUCUUCACCUUCUUCAAUUUCAUCUUCAAGUCCUCCAUCCUCAGCACCCUCUUCAUCACCAUCCAAUCAUGCAACUUCCUCAGGUGCAGCAACAGGCACAUCUGAUGAAAAAAUUUACGUUUGUACGUAUGAAGGUUGCGAUAAAAGAUACUCAAAAUCGUCUCAUUUGAAAACACAUCAUCGUCGUCACACCGGAGAGAAACCGUUUGUCUGUAAAUGGCCAAAAUGUAAUUGGAAGUUUAGCCGAUCAGAUGAGCUUUCACGCCAUGCAAGGUCACAUACAGGCCAUAAACCAUACUCUUGUGCCAUAUGCAGUAGACGCUUUUCACGAUCCGAUCACUUGACAAAACACUUGAAAACACACUGGAAAGAUUUUCCUGAAGAGGUCAGUCGCUAUCAAAUGAUUCCUCAGAGGAAAGGUCGAUGUGGACGUCGACCUGCAAAUGCGGCAAAUAACCCAAACAACCCUGAAAAUGUUGUUGUUGAUAGCAAUACUAAAAAUUUGAACGAUGUCAACAUUAAUAAUGAAGCCCGAAAUAUGGACACUAAAGUCAAUAAUAAUGUAUCAGUUGUUGUUGGACCAAUGAUGGUUGGAGAAACGGUGAACAUAAAAAUGGAGACAAAUUGUUCAACAAGCAACGAUUCAAAAUUAUGUUGACAAGUAUCAGGACAAGGAUACAAUCAACAAGAAAGAUCAACAACUAUCAACUGAUUAAAAUCAGUAAAUCAAGUUGAAAGCAAAAAUUACAAACUCAAUAUGCCAAUUGAGUUUUAAAAAAUGUACAUCAAAAUGUCUUUGAUUAACUGUUUUUACUUGCCUUAGCAAUUGCCAUUACACUCUUUUUUUUACUCAUUAUUUCUAGAUUCUAGUUAACAUGUUUUUCACUUGUCCAUUUUUCGUGUCCAUUUUGUUUUAAUUGUUUGUUAAACUCCAUUCAAAUUAGUUUUAAACUUACUAGGCUUUUACCUAGUAUACAGUUUAAUCCAGAAGUAGGAUCAAAACUCAAUCCGGAUCAAUUUGAUAAUUACAUGUUUUCUGAUAAAAACUGACUCGAAAUGGAAAACAUUUUCACUGAUUAAUCAUCAACCCAUUGAAAACAAUGUUCAAAUCAUUCCGUCCCUUUACAGUAUGUUAAUUUGGUUUACUCGUCCAAUUUGGCAAUAAGACAAUAUGAUUAACAGAACUGGUUAAUGAAACAAAAACGUUAACUGGUUUCUUUGUCUUUAUAUGACUUGAUUAUCACCUUUUUACCCAUUGAUCGUCAUUUUUUAUUUGUAUUGAUUUGAUACAACAGAAACAAAGUAUCAUUAUCAUGAUUAUUCACUUAUUUUGAUAUACAUUUUCAUUAUAUUUUUGUUUUUACAGUUUACCUUUUUCUGUGUUAAUCUGUCUCCAUCUUAUCAAACUAUCUGAUAUUUUUUUAAACAUGGAAAUGUGAAUAUUCAAUUGUUUCAAUCAACAUUUUGAAUGAUUUGAGAAAUUUGGAGCAACUAAUAAACACCAGCAGUCUCAAGGUUCAUCGAUUAAACAUAAUCAUUUCACUGUCCAUGAUAAUUUGCUCAUUAGUGAUAUUAAUCACCUUUCUAUUUAAUCUCAUCUAUUCACUAAAUUGCUCUUUAAUUUCCCGUUCAAACAUUCAAGUUUCAUGUUGAUUUUUACAUGAUUAACUCAUUUUUCCCUUCAAAUGUGAAACCAUUUUCAUUUCACUCAAAAUUGUUUGGUAUCUCUUUUAACUGCUAAUAUUACUCCAUGUUAAGCUUGUAUUGUAUCUAAACUGUAUUUAAGUAUUCAAUACUUUACCUUUUUCCAAUCAACAAACUCAAGGAAUUACAAUUUAGCAGCCAACUGAUUGUCAAGUUUACCAUUGCACAGUAAAACUAUCACAUCAUCACUUUUAACCGCAAUAUUUGGGUAUACCUUUUGAACAAAAAGCUUUGGCUUUAUUUUAUUUUUUUUUGCUGAAUAAAUUGUCACAUGUCAAAUUUAAAUGAUGUUUACAUAUAUUGUUGAAUUUAUCGUUGGGAUUUAUGUACAAAAUCACCAUCAAAACGUUGAUUGUAUGAGAUGAAGUUCAUCUUGAGCUUAACAUUUGUAGCUUACCAUUUUGAGAUUAGCGCCAUUUUCAACAGAUGGAGGUUUACGUGGAUCAGUUUUGUCAACAAUUACUAGCAUUCAAUCGAUGAAACAUUCACAGAAUUAAUGUUAACUAAGAUUAUGGUCAACAGUUUUGGUUAAAUAAUUGAACAGAAAGAAAUAAAUCUUCAGAAAUUAAAUCUACAAUUGAUUUGUUUACUAAAUAAACUUGAUUCAGUCUGAGAUCAAAGUAUAUAGAUCUGAUAUUUUUAUGUGAAUAUUAGUCCUGGACUAGAUAUUUUGUGUAUGUUGCCACAUUUUUAAAAAGUGAAUUAUUAGUUUUUAUUUUGUUUUGUUAAUUCGUUUUAUUGACCUAACUUGAUUCCAGAAUGACCAUUCUAGAUAAUGAACCUUUCCUCAGUGAAUUAUGUAACAUGUUCAAUCGUAAUCGUAGCAAUGGGAAUACAAUUUACAUUACAAUGAAAAGAUAUACAGGAACCAAUAAGCCUACACCGAGAAAUGUGAAACCUGAAAAAGAUGAUAUUGGUGGAUCAACGGCUGAAAAGAAGGAUAAAGAUGUUGACUAUAUGUGUCUACUGCGUGCUAAGAUCGGUAAAAAAAAGAUUAGUACAGUAAUCCAUCCAAAGGACAUCAAUAAAUUCCAAUUAGCAUAUUCUAAUCUUUUGAAAGGUAAUCUGUAUGGGUUAUCCAAGAAGAAGGAAAAUGUCUAGGCUGUAUAAGUUAACUUAAGAUAUUGUAAGUGAAAGCAAAAAUGUUAUUUGUACUCAAUAAUUUCUAUUUUCAACAUAAAUAUUCUAAUUAAACUAUUUUAUCUCGUUUAAA